CGCAAGCGUGACGACACAGUAAGGGCAAUUCAGACACCCCGCCUGCCUCCGCGUACUCCCCAUCCCUACAUUUUCAGACCCCCCUCGACUGCCUCUCUUUUUAUCAUCUCUCUUAUAUCUUCCUCUCUCUCUUGCUGCAUUUCCUUCUCUCUUGCUCUCUGUCUCUCUCUAGAGCCUCCCUGUUUCCAAUGGCUUAUUAUGCAGACCAAAUACAAAGGAGAACAGCACUGAUCACUGGUCACCUGCUCCAUGAACGCAGUCAUUCCUCUUCUCUCGAAGCCUCACCAUGUCUGCAAUUCACCCCUCCUGAAGUGUCUGAGGGCUCCUUUUCCUUCGACAAUUUGGAGCUUCGGAGGCUUUUGGAUGGGCACCACGUCGAAGAGAGAGAUUGGCUUCUCAAUCUCAUGGCUGGAUGCAAUUACUUUUGCCCUAGGGAAAUUGGGGGCAAGGUGUUUGUGGGUGCAGACUAUAACCAGAGCAUGAAGCAACAGAGGGAAGUGACGAUGAAGAGGAUUUCCUUUCUGCUCAGCAAUGGGGUUUUUGAGGGUUGGCUUACUCGUAAGGGUGUGGAGGCUGAGCUGAAGAAGCUUGCGUUUCUUGAGUGCCUUGGGAUUUUUGAUCAUUCUCUUUCUAUUAAGCUCGGAGUCCAUUUCUUUCUCUGGGGUGGUGCAAUCCAAUUUUUUGGUACGAAGAGACACCAUGAUAAAUGGCUGAGAGACACAGAAUGCUAUGCUGUCAAGGGUUGUUUUGCUAUGUCUGAGCUUGGCCAUGGAAGUAAUGUUCGUGGAAUAGAAACUGUCACCACUUACGAUUCAAACACAGGAGAGUUUGUUAUAAACACUCCUUGUGAAUCUGCUCAGAAAUACUGGAUUGGAGGAGCUGCCAAUCAUGCAACGCACACAAUUGUUUUUUCUCAGCUCCAUAUAAAUGGAACCAACCAAGGUGUUCACGCAUUCAUUGCACAAAUCAGAGAUGCUGAAGGAAAUAUAUGCCCAAACAUCCGCAUAGCUGAUUGUGGUCAUAAAAUAGGACUAAAUGGAGUUGAUAAUGGUCGAAUAUGGUUUGAUAAUGUUCGGAUACCUCGUGAGAACAUACUAAAUUCAGUUGCUGAUGUUACCCCAGAUGGACAGUAUGUUACUGCAAUAAAAGACCCAGAUCAGAGGUUUGCAGCCUUUCUUGCCCCAUUGACAUCUGGUCGUGUUACUAUAGCUGUAAAUGCAAUUUACCAAUCUAAGAUUGGAUUAGUGACUGCAAUUAGAUAUGCGCUGACCAGGCGAGCUUUCUCUGUCAUUCCCAAUGAGCCUGAAGUGCUAUUGCUCGACUACCCAAGUCAUCAGCGCCGACUUUUACCUUUGCUUGCAAAGACAUUAGCCAUGAGCUUUGCAGGAAACGUUCUGAAGAAAAUAUAUGUAAAUAGGAGCCCUGCAGCUAUCAAGACAAUACAUGUUAUUUCCAGUGCCUUCAAGGCCACAUUCACCUGGCAUAACAUGAGAACACUUCAGGAAUGCCGUGAAGCUUGUGGUGGACAAGGAUUGAAAACCGAGAACCGUGUAGGCCAUUUGAAAGCUGAACAUGAUGUGCAGUCCACAUUUGAGGGUGAUAACCAUGUGUUAAUGCAACAGGUCAGUAAGGUACUCCUGGGAGAUUAUAUGGCUGCUCAAAAGACGAAGAAACCAUAUAAAGGAUUGGGCUUGGAGCACCUGAACGAACCGAGCCCUGUGAUCCCAUCUGUAUUGACCAGCUCUGUCUUAAGGAGCUCCCAGUUUGAGGUUGGACUUUUCUGCCUGAGGGAGCGUGAUCUAUUGGGGCGCUUUGCAGCUGAAGUUUCUCAGUACAUGUCACAGGGAUACCAUAAAGAGAAUGCUUUCAUGUUGACCUAUCAACUUGCCGAAGAUUUAGCGAGGGCCUUCACAGAACGUACGAUACUGCAAUACAUUUUGGAUGUUGAAACAUCUAUGCCUGGCGGUCCUCUUAAGAAUGUGUUGGGGCUUCUCAGGACAAUGUAUGCUGUGGUCACCAUAGAGGAAGAUGCUUCAUUUCUUCAAUAUGGAUACCUCUCAUCAGCAAACUCCAUAACCAUCAGGAAGGAAUUAAUGAAGCUUUGCAGUGAGCUAAGGCCACAUUCACUAGCCCUAGUCAGUUCAUUUGGGAUUCCUGAUGCGUAUCUAAGCCCAAUAGCAUUUGACUGGAUCGUUGCCAAUUCCUGGGCUUCUGUUCAGCCCUGAGAAUUCUCUCUCUCUGCUGUUGCCUUUCCAUAAAUGCGAUGGCCACAAUCAAGCAUUCUGUCUUGUUUGCAGCAUUGCUUGUGUGGUACCCACCCCAAAAUAAUGUUUUGAGUUUUUGCCACCCUAUGGCAAAUCAAGGUUAUGACAAUAAAGGUUCUCCACAUUUCCAACACUAAGAGCUUUGCAAGUCAUCUUGAGCCAACUUUGUUCUCUUGUACGAAUCUUGUUCCCGCCUACGUACCAUCAUGUUUGUUUCA
Messenger RNA from Amborella trichopoda, 2482 nucleotides. RefSeq names its product acyl-coenzyme A oxidase 3, peroxisomal. Gene Ontology annotation, biological process: fatty acid beta-oxidation using acyl-CoA oxidase; lipid homeostasis. The record is from RefSeq and is a predicted model, not a curated record. Gene Ontology annotation, molecular function: FAD binding; fatty acid binding; acyl-CoA oxidase activity. NCBI's taxonomy places the organism in Eukaryota, Viridiplantae, Streptophyta, Magnoliopsida, Amborellales, Amborellaceae. Gene Ontology annotation, cellular component: peroxisome.